This is a messenger RNA of Aspergillus mulundensis, 894 nucleotides long. RefSeq lists its product as uncharacterized. Gene Ontology annotation, cellular component: nucleolus. The coding region runs from base 1 to 894 and encodes 297 amino acids. NCBI's taxonomy places the organism in Eukaryota, Fungi, Ascomycota, Eurotiomycetes, Eurotiales, Aspergillaceae. Gene Ontology annotation, biological process: maturation of SSU-rRNA from tricistronic rRNA transcript (SSU-rRNA, 5.8S rRNA, LSU-rRNA). The record is from RefSeq and is a predicted model, not a curated record. The transcript is spliced from 2 exons.
AUGAUUGGCAAACGGAAAAGGGAUAUCUCCGCGGUGUCAAGGCCAAAGAAGGGUGGUAACCGUGAGGAAUCUCCGGUCGCGCCCGAACCAAGCGCUCAAGACAAACUCCGCAAAUUCUUCGAAGCCCAAUUUCAGCCUCUAGAUGUUAAAGCGCGCACUGCCGAGGACGAAUCUGAAGUGGAAUUCGACGACGACGACGAGUAUGAUGGAGAUAGCCAAGAAGAAGAGUCUGGGUCCGAGUCCGAAUGGAGCGGUCUUGAAGAAGAGAAGGAGAACGCUCCGGUUGAAGUAGUCGAGUAUCAGGCUCCUUCUCGCCCUACUGGAGACAUCAUAGACAAGAGAGCUCGAAAGGCGUUUAUGACAUCGAAACCACCUUCAUUCGAUAUAGACUUAACUACUACGGAGCUCUCAAAGAAAGCCGUGGACGACGAAGAAGACAAAGAUGUUGAGUCGCUCAAUUUGAAGAAUGAUCUUGCGCUCCAGCGACUGCUGAAAGAGUCCCAUCUCUUGGAGUCAGCUUCGGAUCUUGCGCCGACAGGCAAGAACCGGCACAAGGCACUCGAUCUGAGAAUGCAAGAGCUUGGGGCUAAGAGCUCACUUUACCACCAGAAGAACAUGCCAUCAUCAAUGCGAAAGGGAAUCAAAGCUAAGGCUGUUUCAAAGGAAGACAAGCGGCGCCGGGAGGCUCGAGAGAACGGGAUCAUCCUCGAGAAGCCCGCGCCCAAGAAGCAGAUUAGUGGUGGGCGGCGGGAACGAGGGGUUGGGGGCCCUUCGAUCGGAAAAUUUGCAGGUGGAACCCUGAAUCUGAGCAAACGGGACGUUGCGCACGUCCAAGCAUCACGACGAGGAGGCGGAAAGUCCAGAGGCCGAGGGAAGACCAGAGGCCGACGAUAG